Molecule: messenger RNA, 6144 nt
Organism: Bactrocera oleae (olive fruit fly)
Lineage: Eukaryota; Metazoa; Arthropoda; Insecta; Diptera; Tephritidae
Gene: lov
Product: jim lovell
Biological process (GO): regulation of transcription by RNA polymerase II
Cellular component (GO): nucleus
Molecular function (GO): DNA binding; protein binding
Source: RefSeq, a predicted model, not a curated record
UAAACGUAAAAAUUUAUUUAAUAAUUUUAUACAAUUUUCGUAUUGAUUGAGUAAAAACCGCAAUCGAUUUUUUAAUCUAUAUAAAUAAAAUAUCAUGAAAUUUCAAUAAACUUCAAACAAAUCUAAAUAUUUUACGGCUUAGUAGCAACAACGAAAACCACACACACAUACGCCGCAACAAGUGGCUAGAAAAUUUUAUCUGUGUACGCGCAAAGACACAGGCCACUCAAAAUAAAUACUUGACUGCGAAAUUCUAUGAAAAAAAACUAUUCUGACAAAUAUACAUACCAUACAUAUGUAGAUAUGUUUGAUUUAUUUAAAUUAUUGUUGCCGCAAUUCCAAGAAGCCUAAACAUACACACACACAUGCGCUACACUUAACACACCUCGCCUUAAGGACACAACAAGUGCAUGCAUGAAGGCCAGCGCUUAAUUACCGAGAGGUGUACUAUUAAAAUAUUGAUAGAAAAACAUUCGCCAAACCAACUUAACGCUGAGACUCACGCUGCUCACACAUGCAAUCACUUGACAAUUGACUUGUCAACGCACGCAUAUCGUUGGUUUGCCGCUGUUGGUCCACUGUUUUGCGCUCGGCGAACAUAAGCAAAUUACACGUGCAUUAUGCUUGCGCUGUGUGUCAGCAAACAGUAAACGAAAAGAGUAUGAAACGCAUGAAAUAUAAAUUUAUGCAUGGCACCGCCUACAAAUCAUAAAUGAACGGUAACACACACACAAACACAGCACAGCUAAGCGUCGUCUUCAAUUUUUACCUGCCGAAAUGCAACAAACACCCAUACAUACAUACAAACUUACAUAUGUAUGCAUGCGCGCUGUGAGUUCACUUGUCAGCUUCUUGUUGCUCCUACUGUAUGUGAGCCGAUGCAGCUGUGCUGUGUUUGCCUUUCGCCACUCACAUGUGAUUGUUGCCAUUCAUCAUGUUUAUUUGCUGCUAUGCCUACCGCGGCCUCAAGGAUACUGCUUGGACGCAUAGCUGUAUAUGUAUGUGUAUUCUCACUUACAUGUUAGUAGUUGUAAUUGUGUUUGUUUUCGGCCGACACUUGUCAUAAUUAUGCUGUCGUCAGUGCUGUCGUGGUUGCGCGUCGCCGUGUCGCUCAGUGCCGAACUAACGUCACAUGUGUACACGUAUGCACUCCCACAUGUGAGCGGCUUGAGUUGGAAUUUUUUAUUUAUUUAUAUAUUGUAAAACAAAAAAUGCGCUUUGUUUUAGUGCCAAACGAAUUUGAAGUGUUGAAUAAAACAUGCAGUCGCUUAAUAUGAUAUGAUAAAUAAAAACAAAAACAAAAUGUGAUAUUCUAAUAUGAAAAUACAACAAAUUGUGCAAUAAUUAGCGAGUCCAGUUUACGAAAUACGUCAGCAAGUGCUGUGCAUAACAAAUCAAUGUGCGUGUGCAGUUAUCGUAGCACACAGUGACGCUUUUAAGCUAUAAAACAUUCAAGCAAAGCAGUAAAAUUACAGCCGUGCAAACUUUCGACGACUACAUUUGUUGAAUAUUAUUCACAACACAACGAGUGAUUCAAAUUCCCAUACAAAAUCGGGCGACAGCAGUCGACUAGACUAGACAGCAGGCAUGGAAGUGCUGGGAGGAAGCGAAAGCCAGCUGUAAAGUAAACAGAGACAGCGCAAACGAAAUUCAAACAAAAACAUAUACAAACAACAACAAAAAGCAACAACAGCAACAGCAAACAAAAGCUGAAAGGAGGCUCAUACGAUUUUUUUCGCAUUGUGUGGCAGCAACGUGUUGGCGUAACACAUAAGACAACCACACACACACAUACACACAACGUCUUUGGUGUAUUUGACAUCUCAAAAAGCAUUGAUUUUUCUGACUUUUCUGACUGAAUGUUAACGGAGCCGUUGCACAUGGUUAAACGACGAAAAUUGUCAUUGUCACAAACGCAGAGCACCGCCUCGCUAACCGCAACAACUACCAAAACAACAACGACAGCGCCCAUGGACAGCGCGGCAGUUGCGACCACAACGCCGCCGAACACACCGCCCACACCACCGCCGCUCAACAUGAUGAUGACCACAGCACGUAAUCACAAUACACAAAACAACACUAACGGCGACAAUGGCAGCGGCAGUGUUGACAACGGCAAAGACUGCAAUAUGGAGCACAACAACACAACGUGUACUUUGAUAAGCGCCAGCAACGCACCCACGCUCACCACUACCGCCAUGGCCGGCGCCUUAUUGAGCACCAGCCAGCACACAGCCGCCACGAAUAGCGCCACAGCAGCUGCUGUUGCCGCGGCGGCAGCCGCUGCGGUGGCUGCGGUGACAGCUGCAGGCGCCAAUGUCUCACCAACAAACGUGCUGACUCCCAGUAAUGCUAACGCCAGCGCUGCAAACAACAGUGGUGCUGUGCCAGAUCACUAUAGCCUGCGCUGGAACAACCAUCAAAAUCAUAUAUUGCGCGCAUUCGAUGCGCUCUUGCAGACCAAGACGCUGGUGGAUGUGACGCUGGUGUGCGCCGAGACGAGCAUACAUGCGCACAAAAUGGUGCUAUCGGCGUGUUCGCCCUUCUUUCAACGCGUCUUCGCUGAAACGCCGUGCAAGCAUCCGGUCAUUGUGUUGAAGGACUUUCAGGGCUGGGUGGUGCAAGCGAUCGUGGAUUUUAUGUAUCGCGGCGAGAUCAGUGUGCCACAGGAACGACUGCAAACCUUAAUACAAGCCGGCGAGUCACUGCAGGUGCGCGGUUUGGUAGAAAGUUCGGUGCCAGAGCACACACCCACACCGGCUGCUUCGCCGGAUGAUUUCGGCAUGAUCGAUACAUCGUUGAUGUCGCCCGAGCUGGAGCGCUGCUCGAGCUUCGAUGAUGAAUCGCCGUCAAUGGUAACAGCUGGCUCAAAAGUUAUAUUGCCAUCGCGGCUAUUUGGCGCGUCCGCGCGUCGAGAGCGUGAACGUGAACGCAAGCGUGAGCGCGCACUCGAACGCGAAUUGGAACGUGAAGCCGAAAGUGAUCAGGACCUGCCACUUGAUACGAGUAUUAAUUCAGAUGUUUGCACGUCGCCUAUGCCAAGACGUAAACAGGCACGUCCACGUCGUCGCUCCGGUGAGCUGACACUCGAAAUGUUAAACGAACCAGCUACGUCUGCAACCGUAGAAGAACCGCCACGUAAACAACCCCUGCCUUUAACACUGGAUGAGAAGUUGGAGCAGGCUCACGCAGAGCACUUAGAGGCUUUGAAAACUGUGAUCAAAACUGAGCUGGCCGAACCGAUGGAUGAGAACGAGGGUGCUCGGCGCGAUGACAGCGGCAAUGGCAAUGAUAGUCAAGCGCACGACGAAUCACAUGAAAAGUCCACAAACGCUUAUCAGUCGAAUGCAGAUCAGCAGCAUAAUUCACGCACAGAUGAAACACUUUCGCCAGCACCAUUGAAUGCGUCGCACUCCAUGGACGUCGAAGAGGAAGAACAAGACGAUGAAAAUGAUAACGAACUUGACAAUGAUAAUGAUAAUGAAGUAAUACCAGAUGCUGAGGAUAUCGAAGAACUUAUUAAUGCCACCAAUGAGCUGCGCCGCAAGUCGUUAUCAAAUCUCUCGGACGGUCCCGAAGAUCUCUGCACAACGAAGAAAGCUCAAAAUACUGUAAAUGGCAGUCACUCGGCCUCUGACGCCGAUAGUAGUCCGACGAAUAAUAAUAAUAAUAACAAUAAUAAACUUAACAAUAACAAUCGCAUUGUAUUAUCUCUCAAAGAUAUACGGCAACUAAAUAAACCGUCAUCCUCCUCCACACCGAAUUCAUCGAAUAACAUGCACCCUUUUGCGACGGCCAGCCUACGCGAUCUGCGACUGGAUCGUGCCGUCAGCUCCGCAGCCGAAAAUCAAUGCAAAAUGGACGCGCUAGAAGCGCAAAUGCAUGCCGCCGCAGCAGCCGCCGCGGUAGCUGCAGCCAAUGGCGAGAAUCCAUUCCAACAUAUGGAACAUCAGAUGGAUCUGUCGCUGGCUGCCGCCGCAGCAGCCGCCGCUGUCUCACAUCAACAAUCGCGCGAACGUGAUCAGGCACUACAGCGGGAACAACGUGAAUUACAAGAACAACAUAAUGCUUAUGCGAAUAGCAUACUUGGGCAAAUGGGUAUGUCUGGCAUGCCGCCUUUUGGCGGACCAGGUGGACCAGCACCACAUGAACGUCUCGAGGAGAGUAUGAAUCGAUUGAGCAAAGAAUUUGCGCCAAGUUCACCUAUGAGUCUGCCCACACACUUCAAUCCACCUGAUGGACCGCCACAUCCACCCUCUCCUUUACCAUUUCCGGGUAUGUCUUCGGCGCUAACGCUGACGCCGCCGCACAUGUUCGGUUUGGACUCACCACUCGGUCUCUUUCCACCAGGCAUUGACCCAGGCAAACUCUAUAACCCACUAAUGGAAAUGUCCGAUCCACGUGGCAUGCCCAGCGAUCAUCCACCGCCCUUUCUUAAAGGCAAGAAAAUACCACGCCCAAAGGGACAACACUCUGCACCGCGCGGCGGUCCGCCACGUUCGUGGACGAACUCUGAACUCACCGAAGCACUGCAGCAUGUCUGGAACAAGAAAAUGACCACCUCACAGGCGUCUCGCAUUUUUGGCAUACCCUACAACUCGCUGCUGAUGUAUGUGCGCGGCAAGUAUGGCAAGAGUCUGAAACUGGAACAGCUGCGCAAAGACUGUAUCAGCGGUCCACCACUCGAAUUGCUACAACUGGGUCUCGGCGGCGGUUCGGGUGGCGGUAAAAAUAAAGAAGGCAAAGAUAAAUCCGCACAUCGCAACUCAGAGAACUCAACGAAAAAUAAUAGCGAACUCGACUUGGGCAUACCGUUGCCGGGUAUGGUGCCCGGCGGUAAUGGACCAAGUGGGCCGCGCAGCGCCAGUUCUGAACCCGAUUUGAUUGGCGGACCCAACUCGCUCUUCGGUCCAUUUCCAGGCGCUUUCUAUCCCGACUUCCCCGGCGGUUUCCAUGGACUGCCGCUAAGCAUGCUCAAUCUACUCCCACCCACGGAUCGUCAUCAGCCACACGGCGCUGGCAUGACGGCACUACAUCAUCUCGGCAUGGAUGAGGACUGCAAAUCGGAUCGUUCGAAACAAUCAUCUUCACUCGGCGAUGACGACUUUGCUGCCAGCGCAGCAGCAUUAGCCGCCGGCGUACAACCGCUUGCGCUCAAUCGCAAUGAAAACGAACGACGCAGCGGCAGUGACAUACUCGCAAAUGCCGGCACGGUAGGUGCGCCGCCACCGCCACCACCGCCCAUGAGCGCUGCCGUCGGCGGUGGCGGCCAACAGAAUGGCGGUAUGCAAGAUUGAAAUUUCUGGCGGGAUUGGGCCGCCAACCCCAUGUUUUUCCCGCCGAACGACACAUACGAUGUGGAAGAGGCUAUGAAUGGCGGUAUUGGUUUAGGUGGCCAUCACCAGUAUCAGCAUCAGCAGCACCAGCAACAGCAGCAGCAGCACCAACACAACGAAGCGAUGUCUGCGGAACGCAAUGCGAACUGCGCCAGCAACGAUGCCGCCAUCGGCAACGUCGUGCGUGCAGCACAUCAGUUUCGUGAAUUCAAUCAAAACCUUUACAUGGCAAGACGCAAGCUGAAGCGUCUGCGUCAACGGCAGUAUCGACGCUACGACGCCAACGGACGCGGCAACAAUAGUGCGACGGACAGCGGCAGCGCGGAUGGUAACGGAUUUAUGGCGCUGCAGAUGGGACCGCCACCAACGUCAGCGUCAGCGGCGUCCUCAGCGUUAACGCUGUCACUACCGCCGGCGGUCAUACGCACUUAGUUUAAUUUUAACGAAAUGUUGUAAUAUAAAUUAAGUUCAAUUAUUGUACAAUAUUUUAAGCAGCGUUGGCGAGAUGUGGCCGGAAAGUAGUAAAUAAUAAAAUUAUAUAUUAUAUGUAUGUACAUUAAGUAAAUAAAUUAGUGAAAAUUUGUGGAAGAGGCGAAGGCCAGUUAAGCAGACAAUUUGCAUAUACUCGUAUAAAUUAUUAUAACUGUGAAUCGAUGUGAAUAUGUAAUGAGCAUGCAAUAUUUUGAUAUUUUGUUUAAUUGUAUGUUAUAUUAAAAAAAAAAAAAACUUGGAUUAUUUUAUUACAUAUGUAUAGGUGUAUGUACAAGUAUGUAUAUUUUAAAAUAUAGAUUUUUGCUUUAUACAACAA